Wallemia mellicola CBS 633.66 is the source of this 1388-nucleotide messenger RNA. RefSeq lists its product as hypothetical. Gene Ontology annotation, molecular function: protein binding. Gene Ontology annotation, cellular component: cytoplasm. The transcript has 5 exons. Bases 559 to 1341 code for a protein of 260 amino acids. The record is from RefSeq and is a predicted model, not a curated record. Lineage: Eukaryota; Fungi; Basidiomycota; Wallemiomycetes; Wallemiales; Wallemiaceae.
CUAAACGAACUAACGCUCUAUAUCUGACAUUUUUAAUAUUUUUAGUUUUAAAUAAAUUAAGCCUGGAUAGCAUUGUUGUAGAGUACUACUAGAACGAAUGUCAGGUGAAUUAUUAAAAGAUAAUUUCUAUUUGAGAUAUUACUCCGGUCAUUCAGGUAAAUAUGGACAUGAAUUCUUAGAGUUCGAGUACACCCGUGGUAGACUGAGAUACGCGAACAACAGCAACUACAGGAAUGAUGAAUUAAUUAGGAAGGAAAUCUGGUUGAACGAUUUACUAGCUCUCGAGAUCAAGAAACUAAUCAAGGAAUCUGAGAUUAUAAAGGAGAACGACGUCAACUGGCCAAAAAGGGAUAUAAACGGUAGACAAGAGUUGGAGAUUAGACUGGAGGAUGAGCAUAUCUCCUUUGAAACUUCCAAAAUAGGUUCUCUCGUUGAUGUACAAGAUAGCGACGAUCCACAAGGACUGAGAGUGUUUUAUUACUUGAUACAAGAUAUAAAAUGUCUGAUAUUUAGUUUAAUCUCUUUACACUUUAAAAUAAAACCUAUUACAUAACGAUAAUGAAUAAAUUUAAUAAAAAUAUUUUUAAUAAUUUACAAUCAAUUAAAGAAAUAUUAGGAAAGGUAGAUGAAGCUGAUAUAACCGCAUUACCAAAUGACUACAUCGAAUUAGAAGUUAAAUUGGAUAAAUUAGAGAUUGUGAUAAAAAACUUACUUAAAGUUAUUAAAAAUCCUUUCUUAUUUAACUUACAAGAACAAUCUGAUGCUUUAUGGAGUAAAAUUACUCAACAGACGAACAACCAUCAGUCUACCACACACUCCCAUUCUAUAUCCAGAGUUGCAGCAACUUCCGCCUUGGAAUUCGGUGAAUUAGACCCUCUUGGUUUGGCCCUCACAAAGUUUGCAGAAGCACACGACAAGAUUGGCAGUGCUCAACUCGUUCAAGAUAACGAUAUUCUUAUUAGCUUCUUGCAACCUUGGCAAACUACUCUAGACACCUCGAUCCAGUUGGCUAAGAACGCUAGGAAUACUGUUAAACAAUCCAGAUUAUGGCUAGACAGCUGCAAACAAUCAUUGAAGUCUGCUUCUCCUCAGAAAGUUGAACAAGCAAGACUUGAAAUGGAGAGCGCAGAGGAUAAGUUAGUUACACAAACCGAAACUGCCCUCACUUUGAUGAAGAACGUCCUGGAGAACCCUGAACCAUUGACUUCACUCAAUAACCUCGUUAAAGCUCAGUUAUCAUACCAUCAGGCAUCCGUCGACGCCUUGAAAUCUAUUCAAACCGAUCUCGAUAACGUACAAAGAUCUGCUCAAGAUGAGUACAAGAAAUCAAGAGACGCAUAAUCUCCCACCUUCUGUUCCUCGUUUUUAUUUCAUACAUGACUUUUCUU